Messenger RNA from Trichoderma reesei QM6a, 498 nucleotides. RefSeq lists its product as uncharacterized. Lineage: Eukaryota; Fungi; Ascomycota; Sordariomycetes; Hypocreales; Hypocreaceae. The coding region runs from base 1 to 498 and encodes 165 amino acids. The record is from RefSeq and is a predicted model, not a curated record. The transcript has a single exon.
AUGGAGCAUCUCGGCAGCAAAGCGAGUCCAAUCGACCGUCUCCGCGUAACCAUUGCGCAGACCAAGACGUCUCCUCCCACCAUCACCAGCACCGUCUUCAACGGCAAUCCAUAUCCCGUCACUGUCCUCUUGUACAACUCGCCGUUGGAUACAGCCGCACCAACCAUCGGGCUGCUGACCAUUACGCCCGACGGCUCUGCACAGCCGCUUGAAUUGCCCCGGAUCGAGUUGCGCAGAGAAUGGCCCCCCAAGCCCGAGUCACUCAUUCAGAUUGGCCCUGGGGAGAGUCAAUCUGUAGACAUCGUCCUGAAAGAGUUUAUCACGUCGCAGCUGGACAAGAAGGCGUCUGUUGUUCUCAAGGGCAGUUGGGAUAUGGUCUGGAACAAGCAAAAGGACGACGUUACUGCUGAGAUGUUGGAACAGGCGCAGAAACAGCCGAAUCCCGACAUGUUUACUGGCACCUUCACCACAGAUAGCCUGGAGAUAACGAUUGAAUGA